This is a messenger RNA of Mixia osmundae IAM 14324, 3774 nucleotides long. RefSeq lists its product as uncharacterized. The record is from RefSeq and is a predicted model, not a curated record. Gene Ontology annotation, molecular function: phosphatidylinositol binding. Gene Ontology annotation, cellular component: cytoplasm. Lineage: Eukaryota; Fungi; Basidiomycota; Mixiomycetes; Mixiales; Mixiaceae. Gene Ontology annotation, biological process: regulation of GTPase activity; signal transduction. Bases 250 to 3672 code for a protein of 1140 amino acids. The transcript is spliced from 2 exons.
CGAUGAAUCUGUCCGUGUGGCCGUGUGGAAGCGAGAAGUGGUCGAGCCUCGAGGCAGGGACGAGCACCGCAACGAUCACGAGGAUACCUGGGGUCUGCUUGGCUCGCAAACCCUCCGCGCCAGACGAACGGCUCGAGGGCAAGGGGCUGACUCGCUCGUGCUGACACUGCGCGUCAGAACGAGACAAAGGGACGAGCAACUCGACGAUACGCAUCGACAUGAGACUCUGACACAGCAUCGUCGUAAGUCAUGACGGUCUCACAGGCGAUCCCUGUUGCAGCCUCGGCCGGAAUCGAGGAGGUAAUCAGCGCCUCACCGUCGAUCAGCGCGCUUGAAGAUCCAGUUGCUUUGACGGACGGUCACACGAGCUCUGCUACCACACGCACACGAUGGCUCGAUCUCGUCACGCUCUAUGGCUCGUCUGAGGCUGCGCUGGAUGCACUCAUCAGAUCUCACGAUACGCUGCCAGCAAGCGCGAGUGCCGAGACGCUCUUGCCGCAGCCUACUGCUGAGUCAAGAGACUUGCUCGACGAUGCGCCUGCUACCACCACGAAUGCUGCCAGUACGCCAUCAAUCACUGCUGACACAGAGCCGAAGCGUCUCCUGGCAGAGAAUACAAAGCUAUGGCAACUCGUUUCGACGCUCAAGAGAGAACGCGACGCGCUCGCUCGACAAGUCAAACGGAACAGGCAACCUUCCGGCGCUCUCGCCAACGGUUGUAAUCAUGAUGGAUCUGAUAGCGAGCUGGCGCCCGUCGUACCCGCAAAGUCAUCUUCCGGGGCCGAUCAUCUGAAGCCCGAAACGGUCACGCCGAGUCAAAAGAUUGCUGUCGCCAUCACUAAAGCUAGGACACGCAUCGCGCAGCUUGAGGCAAUCGUAAGACGUGCCGGUCUUCCCCUGCCCGGCGAAUCAGAGGUCAUGGAUUUGCGAGCGCCGACGGCGCUGCAGACAGCACCUCAUUCGGAGCCCAAACCCGCAACGACGAGCGAGGGAUUACCUGUGCCUGCGCAGACUACCGACGACAGUGCCAGCCAGACGAGUCAUACCGAGUCCGUGGCGCCGUCAGAGAUGGUCGCUACGGAAUCGGCUCAUACACAUGACGUCACGUCUCCGACGAGCUCGGGCGAGCAGAUCACGCCUCAAGUUCCACCUCACACGCAGCCUCCUGUCGGGCUGCGCAAAUCUUCCACGAAACGUGACCCGUCAUCCCAGCAGGCUCUUCCUCCUCCGCCCAUGCGUACCGUCACCCGACCUGUCUCUCGCGUCGAGCCAAAGCAAGCCAAGCAUGCUCUGCCUUCUCUCCCCGUCUCGAGCCAUUAUCCGACGUCGAGUCUGAGGUUACCAGGCGAAGUGAGCUCAGAGGCUUCAGAAAGCGCGCCAACACCGCAGCUGCAAGUUGCAACGGAUCCUUUGCUCAUCGAGCACUCGGACCAGCCCCGCAGAUCGCCACGGCAAACAGCGAGCACUCACAGCCACGCAAAGCCGGCCGAAGAUGCGCCUCGGAGUCCUGUGCCAGUCGUGGAGCAGGCAGCCAGUCAGUCACAUUUCACGCCCGCUUUGCUGCCUUUCACCACCGUUGCCGUCAAGCGAUCUCAUGUUCGGACUGGCGAUCGUGGCAAACAAGUCAUCUGCUUCAUCAUUGGCGUCACGCUCGAUAUUCCGAGUGAUAGAGACACCGGCGGGCUCGGUGGGACCUCUUCCUGGGCUGUUGAGAAAAGCUAUCAAGAUCUGGUCAAUCUCGAGAGUCAGCUCAAGUCAAAGCUGGUCCGGUCAAUGGUCCGCAGACUUGCGCCGUUUCCGGAUAAGGCCCUUUUCAAAGAUAACGCGCCUGGCAAGAUAGAUCAGCGCCGACAAGACAUCGAGCUAUUCCUGAGAAGCGCCAUCGCCUUGCCGAACGAGCUGCUCACCGAGCUCUGCUAUUUCCUCGCGACCAAUGUCUACAGCGACAAUAUGAUGCCUGUCAGCAAUGCAGCUUCGAAGACUGGCUACCUUACCAAGCGAGGGCGGCUCAAUGGCUGGCGCACACGGUACUAUGUGUUGCAUGGCUCGAAUCUAGACUAUUAUGAGUCUCAACACGGCGCUCAUUUAGGCACCAUCGAGAUCAGAGGCGCACAGAUAGGCCGACAGCAAGCAUCACGUGAGCAGAUUGCCAACCCAGAAGCAUACCGACAUGCUUUUCUUGUGCGAGAGGCAAGAGAGCGUAAUGGCGUUAGAGAAGAGCUGGACCAUGUUCUCUGCGCGUUUGACGAUGCUGAGCGCGACGAAUGGGUCGGCGUGCUCGCGUCAUGGAUCACUGGUGGCUUUGUCGAAGACCCAGACAUGCCAUCGGCGAGCGAUCGCACACAGCAGUCUGGCGAUCCGACCGCGCGGCAGCAAACGCCGAAGGUCCGGUCGUUUAAACUCAGCGCGCCAGACACGCCGCCACCGCAGCGAGCCAGCAAGACCAAAUCCACAAGUAGCUCCGGUAGACCACGAACUGCCACGAAUCCAGUUGGGGAUGACAAUGACAAGACUCGAAGCAAAGGCUUCAGACGCUUCGUAGGCAACAAUCUGAGUACCUCGGGCUCGCUACCGUCGCGAUUGAACGACGUUGCGAGCGAGCAUCAAAGCUUGUCUAGUCAGACAAGAUCCGAAGAGCUGCAUUCGCCAAUUGCUGGUUCGAUACCGCUAUACAAUCGUACCAAUGAGUCUGAAGUACGUUCGGUAGCGGAUAAGCGAAAUACAACAAUCUCUGGUCCUACGAACGCCGCUAUCAUCACUGGCGCUUUCAAGACACCCGCGAUGCCGGAAGAUCGGCGGUCCAAAGGCAAGACUUCCUUCUGGAAUUUCGCCAGUAGAACGGAGCGGAAAGAUUCCGUGACGGCCAUGCCCUGCGAGCUCAUCAAUCGGCCCGUUUUUGGUGUGCCUCUCGAAGCAGCCAUCGAGGUUGCUCGAAUACGAGAAGGCUUCGAACUGCCAGCGGUGGUCUAUCGCUGUGUUGAGUAUCUCGAAGCCCGCGAGGCAGUCAAAGAAGAAGGCAUCUAUAGGCUCAGUGGCAGCUCAGCGGUGAUCAAAGCGCUCAAGGAACGCUUCGACACCGAAGGCGAUAUCAAUCUGCUCAGCGAAGUGACGUACCACGAUCCUCAUGCCGUCGCUGGCCUGCUCAAGAGCUAUCUUAGAGAGCUGCCGAGUCAUGUCCUGACACGCGAAAGGCAUCGAGCCUUUCUCGAGAUUGCCGAUAUACCCGAUCGUGCAACCAAGGUCAACGCGCUGGGCGCACUGAUCUCGCAGCUGCCCAUGCCAAAUUAUACCCUGCUUCGCUUCAUGGCGGCGCAUCUCAUCCAUGUAGUACAGAACGAGCCACUCAACAAGAUGUCGCUGCGAAACAUUGGCAUCGUCUUCUCGCCAACGCUAGCGAUUCCGGGGACGCUCUUCAAUCUCUUCCUGGUCGAGUUUGAUCUCGUCUUUGCGCUCAAAGGGGACGUGCCGACCCCGGCUAUGCUCGAAUCGGUCACGAACCCCGUGGACCCCGAGUCACCGCUUUUGCCACGCUCGUCGCAGUCUAGCGAUGCUGCACAGACCAAACGCAACAAUCGCAACUCACAACUAUACCACGAAGUCGGAGCGCCGCAACUACUGGAGUCUCGAGAACGUGCAAUCCAGGGUAGGUUAUCUGCUGGUGCUCGCAGAUAGCGCUAACCUUUGUGUCUGCAGAAAGCGAAGAAGUAUACGCCAGUGUAGAGAGCCCGAAGCCUGGCCUAGUGGCUUUCCCAUCGACCGAGUCUGGUGAUCGCG